CUUCUCUCAAACGCAACACGACUAAGAAAAGCCCCAAAAUCAAAAUUAAACCCAAAAAGACCGAUCAAAAGCCCAAUCGCUCUCUUCUCUUUUUUACUCCUUUUCUCACCAUAAUCCAUAGAUCUAUUUCCUUUUUCUCCUCCGAACCCUAAUUUUUCUUCUCUGUCCGAUCCAUCUGUUCAAAUUGGGGGUUCAAUUCGAGGAGAGCGAAAAGGUUUAGCAAUCGCAAAGGAUCAACCAUGUUUACUCGGAUUUUUGGAAAGCCUAAACAGGAAACCAAUGCCCUAGCCACGUUAGACAAAUUAAAUGAGACACUUGAAAUGCUGGAAAAAAAGGAGAAAGUACUACAAAAAAAGGCUUCCGCAGAAGUUGAAAGGGCCAAGGAAUUCACCAGAGCUAAGAACAAAAAGGCGGCUAUACAGUGUUUAAAGAGAAAGAGGCUAUACGAACAGCAAAUAGAGCAGCUUGGGAAUUUCCAGUUGCGCAUUCAUGACCAGAUGAUAAUGCUGGAAGGUGCAAAGGCAACAACUGAAACAGUAGAUGCUUUGAGAACUGGCGCAUCUGCAAUGAAGGCAAUGCAGAAAGCAACGAAUAUAGAUGAUGUGGAUAAGACUAUGGAUGAGAUUAAUGAGCAGACAGAGAACAUGAAACAGAUCCAGGAAGCUUUGUCAGCUCCAAUUGGUGCAGCAGCUGAUUUCGAUGAGGAUGAACUGGAAGCUGAACUUGAAGAACUGGAAGGUGCUGAGUUGGAAGAACAGCUUCUCCAGCCUGCAACAACAGCUCCUGCUGCUCCUGUGCAGGUCCCAGCUGGCCGCCAACCUGCUCGUCCUGUUCCUCAGAGACGCACUGCUGAAGAAGAUGAACUGGCUGCUUUGCAGGCUGAGAUGGCCCUUUAAGAAGAUAUUUCUGGGCACCAUAAGAAAAGGUCAUGUAAAGAAGUGGCCUGAUUGCACAGGGGAGAUUUCUGCGCGUUUGAUGCACAUCCAGAUUUCUGCGUGGUUUUAAUCUUGAACGAACGUAAUGUAUAUAAAGGUGGCAUAAUUGAACAUUAUCAUAAUCCCCCUUUGGACCUUUGUUAUUUUGAUUUCUGGAGCAUUUGCAUGAGUUUGCUUCUCCGCCAUUGGUUUUCUCAGACAACUCUUUUGGAACAUUUUUUCAAUGUUUCAAGGCCUCCAUCAAUAUAUUGGUAUCAUGUAGUGUUACUAUUACCAA
Molecule: messenger RNA, 1212 nt
Organism: Morus notabilis
Lineage: Eukaryota; Viridiplantae; Streptophyta; Magnoliopsida; Rosales; Moraceae
Product: vacuolar protein sorting-associated protein 32 homolog 2
Exons: 8
Coding region: 240-896 (218 amino acids)
Biological process (GO): vesicle budding from membrane; late endosome to vacuole transport via multivesicular body sorting pathway
Cellular component (GO): multivesicular body; cytoplasmic side of plasma membrane; ESCRT III complex
Source: RefSeq, a predicted model, not a curated record